Molecule: messenger RNA, 783 nt
Organism: Paramecium primaurelia
Lineage: Eukaryota; Ciliophora; Oligohymenophorea; Peniculida; Parameciidae
Source: the annotation of a GenBank genome assembly
AUGUCUAGUUGUCAAUGUUUAGAUUGUGGUGGUAGAAUUAACAAAAAAAUAUUAAUUUCUAAAAAGGAAUUAAAUGACCCAAUAUAAUCUAACUCUAAAUUAAGAUUUCCAAUCUCACCUUAGUUGUCAAUUUAGCCACAAUAUGUAAGACCAUCUAAUCGAGAUCUAAGUUUAGUUGGAUCACCUUCUCAUUUUAGUAUCAUUUUAUUUUUAUUUUUAUGUGAAAAACAUUCCAAAUAGAUAAUUUAAAAAAGUAAUCGUGUGUCUGUAAUGCCAGUAAUCUAAUUAAUAAAAGCAUAAAAUUUAAUGAAAAAAGUUAGUGAAACUCAUAAAAUAGAAAAGGAAAUAAAAACAAAAAUGAGCAUAUCUACUCAUAAUUUAUUUAAUAAGGUUUAAUAAAAGAUGAUUAUUAACAAUAAUCAUAAUACUGAUAAAUUAAAAUAUAUUUAAGUAAUAGAAAAUAAGAAUUCUAAAGAAAUAACAAAUAAAUUACAUAAAUACACAUCAAAUUGUGGUUAAUUUAGAAUUAAAACAGAAUCUUAUAAUUAUAACUUUGCUUCAAAUAAUUAGAAGAUUUCUGUUAUUAAUAUACCAAAUCUAACCCAUUUAGAAAAUCUAAACAAAAAUAGUAUAAGCAUAUAUGAAUCAAAGACACCCAGACUUUUUUUGGCCAGAAGUGAAACAUAUAAUCUAAAACAACCUUUAACCUAAAGACUUAUGUGUACAUAUCUUAAAAAAUUAAAUAUUAAUUCUAAAUUAAUAAAAAAUAAUAAUAAAGUUUGA